AUGCUGUCUAGAGGAGUGGGACCUGAGAAGAUAAAUAACCGAGAGCUAUGGUGGGAGGGCCCAGCAUGGUUACAGGAAGAGAUCGAAUAUCCGAGAGAUUCGAAAUCUUUAUCAGAACCUCCCGAAAAAAGACUGAUGUCGUUGAGCGUCGAAGUGGAAACGGAAUGGGACAUCUGUUACCGAUACUCGUCAUUAAAACGAUUAAAAAUGGUUAUCGCGUACUGCCGGCGAUUUACACACAAUUGCAAAAAAUCUACUAGUAGACGGUCCGGGGAAAUCACGGUGAGAGAAUUAGAAGAGGCAAUGAAGAUUAUAGUAAGGAAUCAUCAGAAGAAAUAUUUUACGAGAGAAAUAAAAGCGAUGCAGUCUAGGAGUCCGAUCUCGAAGAAAAGUCGAUUGCUGCCACUUAACCCGUUCAUAGACGAAGAGGGGUUGUUGCGGGUGGGAGGACGUUUGAGAAAUGCCCCGAUAUCAUAUUCACAAAAAUUUCCGGUGAUUCUCGAAACUUAUGAUCAUUUAACAGAAUUAAUAAUUAGAGAUUCACAUUUGAAAGCUCUGCACGCAGGUCCCGAAGCGCUUUUAGGUAUAAUUCGAGAGAGAUAUUGGAUCGUGUCAGGAGCAAACCGCGAACUGCAAGAGUUGCAGAAAUUAUUACAAAAUCAAGAUCAUCAACACCAAAUUAACGAGUUUACACAAUGA
Wasmannia auropunctata (little fire ant) is the source of this 699-nucleotide messenger RNA. RefSeq lists its product as uncharacterized. The transcript has 2 exons. The record is from RefSeq and is a predicted model, not a curated record. Bases 1 to 699 code for a protein of 232 amino acids. NCBI's taxonomy places the organism in Eukaryota, Metazoa, Arthropoda, Insecta, Hymenoptera, Formicidae.